AUGCCGUCCGUCAAGAACCCCAACGGCCCGUCCAAGAACCGGCUCGCCGCCCGCGCUUCUUCCGCCAAAAAGGUCCGCAGAAAGCGCAGCGAAUCCGCCCGGAACAAAAUUUCCAAGCAGGACGUCGCCCGCGGCGCAAGACCCGGGAUCCUGCCCACGAGCGGUCCGCGGGCGAAAGUGAGCGCCAAAAAGGCGAGGAAGCUGGAGAAGAAGAUGGGGUAUGCGCUAAAGAGGAGAAUGGAGGCCGAGGGGGAGAAGCAGAUGCUGGAUGCGCCUGAUGUGGAUGCCGAGGUUGAGAAGCAGCUGAAUGCGGAGAACGACAUGGAUAUCCAGUGA
Messenger RNA from Metarhizium brunneum ARSEF 3297, 336 nucleotides. RefSeq lists its product as uncharacterized. The record is from RefSeq and is a predicted model, not a curated record. Lineage: Eukaryota; Fungi; Ascomycota; Sordariomycetes; Hypocreales; Clavicipitaceae.